Pangasianodon hypophthalmus (striped catfish) is the source of this 1597-nucleotide messenger RNA. It is a transcript of the gene lrata, whose product is annotated as lecithin retinol acyltransferase a. The record is from RefSeq and is a predicted model, not a curated record. Lineage: Eukaryota; Metazoa; Chordata; Actinopteri; Siluriformes; Pangasiidae. The coding region runs from base 191 to 904 and encodes 237 amino acids. Gene Ontology annotation, molecular function: phosphatidylcholine-retinol O-acyltransferase activity. The transcript is spliced from 2 exons. Gene Ontology annotation, biological process: retinol metabolic process.
CUCUCUGUCGCUCUUCUGUCUUUCUCUCUGUAAAAAAUCGUACUUUUUCUUCUCAGAGAAAGUUAUCUUCAGUGCCAUUUCCGGCAUUGUUCACAGCCAAUCAGAUCCUUUCUUCCACACUUAGGCUCCGCCUCCUCACACAGGUAUAUAACUCCCCUAAACGCACGCGUGUAGUGUGUUUUGUAAAACCAUGUAUGAUUCUCUCGCGCUGCUGCUGCACAGGCUCGUGCUCUUCUCCCACCUGAGCGCGCUCAAAAGCGCGUGGCCGUGGCGGAGGGAGCGAGAGUGCGCGGCCCCGACACCACCACCACCGCCUGCUCCUCUUGCGGCCGCGCUCGCGCUCUCGUUGUGCCGCGGGGACGUGCUUGAGGUGCCGCGCACGCUUUUCGUGCACUUCGGUAUCUAUCUCGGGGAUGACCGCGUGGCGCACCUCGUGCCGGACAUCCUGCCGGCGCUCACCGGAGAGCGCGCGCUCACCGCGGUCACCAACGCGCGCCUCGUGCUCGGCUGCAUGUACCGGAGCGCGAGCGUGCGUGUGGAUUCGGUGGCAGACUUCGCGUACGGCGCCCCGGUGCGCGUGAACGCCAUGGACCGCAGGAUCUCCGACGCGCGCGCCAUGGAGGGAGAGGAGGUCGCGCGCAGGGCCGAGAGGUGCGUAGGUCACGUGACCUACAGCCUGCUAUGGAAUAACUGCGAACACUUCGUCACCUCCUGUCGGUACGGUACACCUGUGAGCCUGCAGACUGACCAGUUCUGUAGUGGUGUGAAGGCGGUUGUUCGGGAUCAGAGGACCGUCCUGCUCUCCCUCCUCCUGGGCCUCAUCUCCAUUAUUUACUUUGGUCUGGCACCAGCGACGACGUUACCCACAAUCCUCAUCUCCUUCACGUUAUGGAUGGCUGGCUGACGUGAAACGGAUAGUGGUAGACGUUCUGCACCCUCGCGUCACACUUCCAGUCUUAUCCUGUGUUCCAGUACUGUUUAUCAUCACUUCCCCUAAACACUUUAGUGCACAGACUCCAGCCAGCACACAGGAAACACACGAUGAAGGGCUUUUCACUGUGAGUGCACUUCCCUUUAACACUGGCAGGUUUCACUGCAGGUGACUAGUUUACCUAACAGCAGUGCUGACUAACUGAACAAAGUGUGUUUAAAAUGAUUAUUUUUCUCAGAACUGAUUAAUCUGCUAUUUUUGCUGUUUUGAAAAGACUGCAUUGCAUUCUGGGUAAAUCACACACACACACACACACACACACACACACACACACACACACACACACACACACACAGACACUGACUUUCUCAUGCUCUAUAACAUAGAGGGAAGUGAGCAAGUGCACAUACAGAUAUAACAGUAUUAGAAUACGGCUGAAAUUUGAAUAAUAUACAAAUAAGUCCAGUCUUUACUGAACUGUUUAGUUAUAUAAUGAUGACCUUCACAGUGUGUGUGUGUGUGUGUGUGUGUGUGUGUGUGUGUGUGUGUGUGCGUGUGUGUAAAAUGAUGUAUAGAAUUAUUGGUAAGUUUUUAAGCACUGUCACAGAUCUGUAUUCUAGUCUAUAAGUAGAAUUUUUUGUGUACAAUAAAAAAAUUUUGAAUCUA